Schizosaccharomyces japonicus yFS275 is the source of this 2564-nucleotide messenger RNA. Its product is annotated as sleepy Slp1. The record is from RefSeq and is a predicted model, not a curated record. Gene Ontology annotation, molecular function: anaphase-promoting complex binding; ubiquitin-protein transferase activator activity; ubiquitin ligase activator activity. The transcript has a single exon. Gene Ontology annotation, cellular component: mitotic checkpoint complex. Gene Ontology annotation, biological process: anaphase-promoting complex-dependent catabolic process. Bases 663 to 2153 code for a protein of 496 amino acids. Lineage: Eukaryota; Fungi; Ascomycota; Schizosaccharomycetes; Schizosaccharomycetales; Schizosaccharomycetaceae.
CUGUGUAUAGUUGUUGGUAGGUUUCAGUGCGCGUGCUAGCGCGUUUUGACGUUUCUAGUUUUCGAUAAUGCAUUCUCGCUUAAACAUAAAUCAUGUAUUCUAAUUAUAUAGUCCACGCGAAUAGUUUCCGUUCCGUCGCACGUUGCACUAUAUGCGUUACUAUUCUGUUUUCUGUGUUGCUUUCUCGUUUCGCUUCCUAUUUGUUUACGGUGGGUUGUUUAUUUACGUGUCCCGUUGCUGUGGUAAUCGGUUAAAGAUCCAUAGCAACGAGCUUACAUAUAAACGCGCGGCGCGCUGCUUAUUAACACAACAAUAACCAAACAUAUUGGGUUCAUUGGCAUUGUUGGGCAUUGACUGUCUGCUUUUGUCCGUACGGUACUUCUUUCUCUUCUUCUAGGCUGGUCCUAUUGAAUGAGUUCACUGAGCUGGUCUCAUAACCAUUCAUUCUUCACAUAAAUUAACCUUCCCUCUCGAGCUGGUCUCUCAUUAUUUUCCUCUAAUUAGCAUUCGUGUGUAACUCAUCACGACUCGCAUAUAGAUUACGAUUUUUGACACACAUUAUUUAUCCCUAAUACCUAUCACCAACAACACUUGUGCUGGUCACAAUUUGUUUUCUUUCAGAGCUUUUAUCUCAAUUAACCGAAAUUCUAUAACUUAACACAAUGGACAAGAAGUACUUAUUUUCUUCAAGUGCAGAGGAGUGUUCCACUCCUCCUCGGAAACGCAGUUAUGCCUUUAUUAGCAGCCCUGCUACUCCCCUCAGACAACAGGUUCUUGCUGGUCAUGUCUCUCGCUCAGCGUUGAAGAACUCGCCCAAGGCCUCUGUUGUAAUCAACUCCCCUAAGAUUGAAGUGGUCAAAAGGGAUUGGAAUGUGCCAACUACCGGCUCUCCCAAACCCAAAAGAAGACCAGUGAUCGGUUCUGAUCGGUUUAUUCCCGUUCGUCCGAAUAUCGACAAUGCUCAUAUUAACAACACAAACAACAAUUCGCAAUCUAACGAUACCAACGACCCUGAUUUAUCUGCCCAAUAUAACGAAACGAUUGCAGAAGCUUGUGGUUUAGACCUCAACACAAGGAUUUUGGCAUUUAAGCCUGCUCCCCCAGAAUCGAGAAAACCUGUGGACCUUCGCGCCCAAUACAAUCGUCCCGCGAAACCUGUGGCCUCGCAGGUUCGACGGAUCAUGACCACUCCGGAGCGUGUCCUUGAUGCGCCUGGAAUUGUGGAUGACUACUACUUGAACUUGCUCGACUGGUCUUCAGUCAAUAAUGUCGCGAUUGCUUUGGAGAGCAAUGUGUAUAUGUGGAAUGCCGACACCGGAGACGUUGCCGCAUUGGCUUCGGUUGACGAAAGCACGUAUGUGGCCGGCGUGAAGUGGUCGCAGGAUGGUGCAUUCUUGGGUGUGGGCUUAGGAAAUGGACUCGUGGAGAUUUACGAUGCAGAAACUUGCACAAAGUUGCGUACUAUGGCAGGACAUCAAGCCCGUGUUGGUGUCAUGUCGUGGGACCAACACAUUUUAUCCAGUGGAAGUCGUUCGGGUGCAAUUCAUCAUCAUGAUGUUCGUAUUGCUCAGCACAAGGUUGGCGAGCUACUGGGACACAAUAGCGAAGUUUGUGGUCUCUCGUGGCGCUCGGACGGUCUCCAACUGGCUUCUGGCGGAAAUGAUAAUGUUGUCCAGAUUUGGGAUGCCCGCUCUUCUGUACCGAGAUUUACGAAAACAAAUCACAGUGCUGCUGUGAAGGCCUUAAGUUGGUGUCCUUGGCAAAGCAAUCUUCUUGCCACGGGUGGAGGCACGAUGGAUAAGAAGAUACACUUUUGGAAUUCUACAACGGGAGCUCGUGUCAAUACAAUCGAUGCUGGCAGCCAAGUAACUUCACUUUGGUGGAGCAUGCAUACCAAAGAGAUUAUUUCUACACAUGGCUUUCCCGAUAACAACCUCUCCAUCUGGUCUUACAGUAGCAUGGGUCUCGUGAAGCAGGUCGAUAUCCCUGCUCAUGACACUCGAGUCUUGUACUCGUCCAUGUCUCCGGAUGGAUGUGUUUUGGCCACUGCCGCCUCUGACGAAAACCUUAAAUUUUGGAAGGUUUAUGAUAAUGAGCUUAAGAAAAAGUCGGUUGUUGGAAAAACGUCCGCGAGCAAUAUGAUGAUUCGUUGAGUUGAGUGCCCCUUAAACAGGUUUAUUGCUCAAUGGGUACACUGAGUCAUUAAUGCCUUCUCGUGUGCCUGGACUUCCUCGUUUCCAUUGUAUUGCGUAUUUUUCCUUCAGCUUUGCGUUUGGCGCAAACUCGUUCGCUCUUUUGUAUCCCUUAGACCUUACUGAUGUUUCUUUAUUUUAUUCCUUGGCAUACGGUUUUCGUUCGUUUCUUAACCUCCUUUCGUUUUCCACCCACAGUGUGUUCCUGACAGGUGUUGUGCGUUUGGCAGAUUCGAUGAUUGCCUUUCAGCAUACAUUGUUAGUUUCGCAUUCUUCUAUCCUCUUAAUUUUCGGUGUUUUCUCUCUGGUUCCUUCUAACACUACUUCUGUAUAUUAAACUCCACAUGUUAAACGUUUGAACUGCACAGUCUU